AUGCAUUUCCCCGUCCUCACCCACGCCCUCUCUCUCCUCGCCCUAACCCACGCCCACGCCCACCCCACCGGCACCCUCACCCCCCGCGCUGCUAACACCUACACCUGCACCACCCACACCUCCUCCCCCCCCACCUCCCAGCUCCCCGCCCUCAGCGCCCUCAAGACCUUCCCCGACACCACCACACCGGAACACUGCCUCACCGCCGCCCGCCUCUGCCGCGGCCAGUCCAGUGCCUGGUGCGACCAGAAAAGAGGCACCGUCGCAAGCGUGCAGCUGGCCCGCAGCGGCGCCAUGCUCGUGCAGGCCCUGGGCCAUCUGGAAAACAUGCAGAUCCGGUGCGACGACCUGCGCAGCGGGAUCGAGGAGCUGGUGGGUAGAUGUAGCAGGGACGGGAAGGUGGCGGGGAAGGUGGUGUUUGGCGGGAAUGAGGGGCAGGGGGAUGUCGCGGUUGAGAUCACUGGGUGGUAG
Molecule: messenger RNA, 471 nt
Organism: Morchella importuna
Lineage: Eukaryota; Fungi; Ascomycota; Pezizomycetes; Pezizales; Morchellaceae
Exons: 1
Coding region: 1-471 (156 amino acids)
Source: RefSeq, a predicted model, not a curated record